CGGCUGGUUCAUGCCUGAUGACUGAGACCAGCGGCCUGAAGUCCGCCGUAUUCUGGGAGCAGCUGCUGGAAAGUGUCGUAAAUGACGAAGGGGAGAAAGGAAAAGCCGGUCUGUGUUUGAGGUUUUCCUGCAGUCUGAGAUAUACACUCUUGUAUGUACUCUUGGAUGAUGGCAAGUCAAUUUGUUAGGAAACUUACUGUAUUUGCCACCAGGCAUAGACUAAAGUUGCUGGCUGUUUCCUGUGGAGGGCUAUUUGUCACCAAUGCCUUCUGCCAUGUUUUUCCCCAACGGACAUAUGGAAAGCUAUACCAAGCUUGGUCAAGAGGAGUCCCUGCUCAACUUUCAGACAAGUUGCAAGAUACUUUUCAAGAGGUUCUUAAAGAUGCUGGGGUGGAUUCAGCUCAGAAUUACACAGCGUUUGCUGCUUUCAGCUUUCAGCCAGUGAGCGCAGGUAUUCCUUGGUUACCAGCUGGUGUCAUCGUUGGCAUCCCUGUCAAUUUCAACAGCACAGAUGAUGAAGGAAAAGGGAUAACCAAUCGAAUUGUCAUGAUCAAUGGCAGAGAUGUCAAAUGGGACAGUGAGGUGGGAAAAGCCCUAAGGGAAUCCCUCACGUUUUCACUUGAUGCACAGAAGUUUGCCAUAGCACGAGAAAUUAUGUAUUUGCAGAGUAACAGCCCCAUUAUUUAUUCACUGGUGGGAUCAGUCUGUUUAGCGGGCACAUACCUGACUGGGGUAGCAGCAAAGCAAGCCCUAGGCCUAUACGCCAGUCCUGUAUUCAUACGUGGCUUUUACAACUUGGUUGUAGCAGCAAUGGGACUUAUAGGUUACUUUCUUCUUUCUGACACAGUUAGUCACUGGCUUGACUAUAGAUCAGACCAUCGCACAGCUACAAUAUCAAAGAACUAUGCAGAGGGAGGCAUUGAGUUUUACGAUAAAGUUCUUGCACGAAAUAGAACGUUUCGUUUUCUACUGGGUAAAAAAGGAGUGGAAAUGUAUGCAACAAAUGGAAAUCUGUUCCCAAAGCAUUGGUUCAGAUUGAAACAUGCUCCUUACACGUCCAGAAAAGAGAUGAUUGAAAAUACGUUGAAAGACUGCUGGAUGUAAACCAGUGCAUUGUAUCCCAUCCACCAACUUAAAUGUCCAUCUGUUCACUACUGACACACAGUGGCAGCAGUGUAUACUAUCUACAAGAUGCACUGCAGCAACUCGCCAUGGCUCCUCAGCAGCAUCUUUGAACUUUGCAAUCCCUACCUAGAAGCACAGAGGCAUCAGAUGCAUGGGAGUAUCACCACCAUCUGCAAGUUUGACCCUAAGCCACACACUAUCCUGAUUUGGAACCAUAGCACUGUUUCUUCGUUGUUGCUGGGUCAAAAUCCUGGCACUCCUUCCCUAAGAGUACUGUGGGUGUCCAUGCCCCAGAAGGAUUAAAGCAGUUCAUGAAGGUUACUCAUCACCACUUUCUUAAGCGCAGUAAGGGAUGGGUGACCAAUGCUGCCCUUGACAUUGACACCUACAUCCCACAAUUAAGUAUACCUUUGCACAAUAUCAGGCGCCAGUAGAAUUCUCUCUGAUCUUACCUUACUGUGUUUUCUGUGUGCCCCAGACGAGUUUUUCUUUUUCCUUUUUUUCCAGAUUCUCUGUAAGAGAAGCAUCUCCCAACAUCACAAAAAUGAAUUUUGUGGAUAGAAAACUCUGUCCCUGCACCUGAUAGUAAGCUGUUCCAGUACAGUGAUUGGUAAAGAUUGACUGGUACUUUUGUGACCUUUGCAUUGCUAAAAUUUAUUGAAUUGUUUUUAGCAAAGUAUCAUCUAAUUUCAUAAAAUUCGGACAUGAAUCAUGUGAAAAACAAGAAACUGAGAGAUGAGCAUUCUGAGACAGAACUACAGAUGCUGGAAUCAGAGAUAACACAAUGUCAAGCUGGAGGAACACAGCAGGCCAGACAGCAGCAUAGGAGCAGGAAAGCUGAUGUUUCGGGUCAGGACCAUUUUCUGAAGAAGAGUCCUGACCUGAAACACCAGCUUUCCUGCUCCUCUGAAGCUGCCUGGCCUGCUGUGUUCCUCUGGCUCCAGACAAGUAUUCUGUUUGUUUUUCAUUCUUUGCCUUUUAGUGACCAAGAGUUUGAAAUUUUUUUGCAUGUAACUAAGUCCAAGAGUGUGACAAUUUUACAUGACCUGCAAACCUACAUCAGUGACUAGUGUUUUCCUUUACAUUUUCUUGUGAUGAAUUGUAACAGGAAAAGUUUUGCUUGAAAUUACACUUACGUGAGGAAUAAGAGAAUGGUCAAAGAAAGAGUAGGGCCGAUCAGGGAUAGCAUAGGGAACUUGUGUGUGGAGCCUGAGGAGGUAGGGGAAGCCCUAAAUGAGUUUUUUGCUUCUGUCUUUACGAAAGAAACCAACUUUGUAGUGAAUGAAACCUUUGAAGAGCAGGUGUGCAUGCUGGAAUGGAUAGAGAUAGACGAAGCUGAUGUGCUGAAAAUUUUGUCAAACAUUAAGAUUGACAAGUCGCCAGGCCCGGACCAGAUUUGU
Molecule: messenger RNA, 2525 nt
Organism: Stegostoma tigrinum
Lineage: Eukaryota; Metazoa; Chordata; Chondrichthyes; Orectolobiformes; Stegostomatidae
Gene: tmem177
Product: transmembrane protein 177
Exons: 2
Coding region: 154-1104 (316 amino acids)
Source: RefSeq, a predicted model, not a curated record